Perca flavescens (yellow perch) is the source of this 3399-nucleotide messenger RNA. RefSeq names its product contactin-associated protein-like 2. The record is from RefSeq and is a predicted model, not a curated record. The transcript is spliced from 7 exons. NCBI's taxonomy places the organism in Eukaryota, Metazoa, Chordata, Actinopteri, Perciformes, Percidae. The coding region runs from base 62 to 1177 and encodes 371 amino acids.
GAGGGCCGAGGUGACGCCCGGGGUCAAGCCCGGUUGCCAAGGCCACUGUACCAGUUUUGGGAUGUACUGCCGGAACGGAGGGAAGUGUGUGGAGAGGUACAACGGCUACCUAUGUGACUGCACCGCCACUGCCUAUGACGGCCCGUUCUGCACCAGAGAUGUUGGGGGUUUCUUUGAGGCAGGAACACUGGUCAAGUACAACUUCAUGCCCGAAGCAGUUGCAGGAGCCAGUAGGGACACAAAGAUCCUGACCCACCAGCUGAUGCCACAUGAAGUGAAUCUAACAAAGGAGGAAGUGGCUUUCAGUUUCAGCACAUCCAACGCUCCAGCUAUUCUGAUGUAUGUCAGCUCCAAGACGCAGGAUUAUCUGGCUGUGGUUCUAAGGCAGAACGGUUCGCUACAGGUGCGGUAUAACCUGGGAGGACUGAGGGAGCCAUUUUCUAUAGAUGUAGACCAGCGUAACCUGGCCAACGGACAGCCACAUAGCAUCAACAUGUCCCGUGUUGACAGAAGCAUCACCAUCCAGUUGGAUCAUUACCCUCCAGUGAGCUACACCCUCCCAGACGCCUCAGACACACAGUUCAACCUGGUCAAGACGCUGUUCUUAGGCAAAGUCUUUGAAACUGGACACAUAGACCCAGUCCUCAUCGAGCGUUACAACACCCCAGGCUUCGUCGGGUGUCUUUCGCGGGUACAGUUUAACGGAGUCGUCCCCCUCAAGUCUGCACUGAGGACCGUCGCACAGGCCCAGGCCACACCGACAGCUGGUCAGCCAGACAGACAACCUGCAGCCGCCUCGCCGGUGUCUUACCAGGGCAAACUGGUGGAGUCCAACUGUGGGUCGUCACCUCUCACCAUCCCACCAAUGUCUGCAGCAACAGAUCCCUGGCGUCUGGACAACACAGAUGCAGAGUUCCCCUUCAAUGAGGAGAGAGUGAUUCCUGAUGGAGUCAACAGAGACUCGGCCAUCAUUGGAGGUGUCAUUGCGGUGGUGAUCUUCACUAUCUUAUGUACUCUGGUGUUCCUGAUCCGCUACAUGUUCCGUCACAAAGGCACCUACCACACCAACGAGGCCAAGGGCAGCGGGGAGUCUGCCGGAGAAUCGGCAGACACGGCCAUCAUCGGCACCGACAACCCAGAAACCAUCGACGAAUCAAAGAAGGAGUGGUUCAUCUAACGGCCAGUGGCGGGACUUUGAGCGUGGAAGUGAUGCGUCAGACCACCAGGUGCCACAGAGAUGGAGGAGGUUUAAUUCAAUGACCAAUCCCGGGAGAGAUGGAAGGAAAGGCCAUUCAAUAGGACAAUAAUCUCCCAGAGUGGGCGGGAUGUGGGAAGGAAAAUCUUUGUUUUUUUCUUUGUUUAUGUUUUUUAUAUAUCCAGAGUAUUAGAAAGAGAAGAGGGACAGUUAUGCAGCGGAGCACGGCUGUAAGAGACUGUACAUGUACAUACUAACCGGUUUGUCCUUCUUUGUAUCGUGCUUGGGAGUUUUCAGGAGUCCUUUGAAUACUAUAUGACAAAUAAUUAUACUUACUGGGUCGUGUGAUAGCACAGAUUUAUUGCCAGUCUCUCUGUUGCAUUUUGAUUUAAUUUUUUAACAAAAAUCUUUUAUCAAAAAUGAUCAAAUCAACAUGCCAAACCCUUCUUCUUCUUUUUUUUAAUCAGACUGUAGUUGCACCAGUCUGUCAACGCUCAUAUCCGUCAGAUGACAUGCCACUUAUACUGUGGUAAUAUAGAGUCCAAUAUGGAUGCCAAAACUCACUUUGUAAAUACAAUAUUUUGUGUUAUUUUUUCUUUUUCUCCAAAAGAUUUAUUCAGAGUCCAGUACAUAAACACUAAUGAGAAAUGUCAGAUCUAUAUUACAACAAUAUCAUAUGUCUGUCCAUUACAUUAUAUAUAUAUAUGUAUUAAAUAUAGAAUUUUAUGUUAAAAUCUUAUGACAUUCGAUUGUAUGGGACAUUCCUUUCUGAGGAAGAGCAGAGAGGGGUUUCUCAGAGCAUGAUGGGAAAUCAUGACACUCCAUGGGUGGUUUAGCUCAGCAGCAUGGCAGCUUUCUUUUCAUUUGGAACGGGUGAAACCAUGAGCCUUUACUCAUUCAGACUUUAGCAAUCUGUUUGUUUCUUUGCCAAACACUUGAGUCUUACGUCAUGUACCGAUUGGCUCAGAUUUUUGUGUUAAAUGUUUUGACUUUGAGUUGAGGAAUUUUUACAUCUUAAACUGAUAUUAGCUGUGGGUUUGCAGUGUGUACAUGCAUCUGUGUGUAUAUGUGUAGAUCAGAUGAAUAUUACUUGUUAUUUUGAACAAAAGGAGUGCCAGAAAGGACAGUUAAGACGGAUGAGAUCGAACAACUUGUCUGACACUUAAUGAGUUCUAAUGAUGCACUAAACACCAUACACUAAGUGGUUGAAGCAACAUAAAACACAAAAAAAUCAUUGACCCCUAAUAUUUGUUCAAGAUCUGGGAAAGGUUAAGAUGAGGAUUGGCUUUUUAGUCUGUUGUGUGCCUUCAAGGUGUUGAGCCAUUGCGCCUUGCCCCAGACCAAUUAACACAAACUUAUUAUAAUAACUUGCUGCUGCUGCAUGAAUUCUUAGUAAUCACAGUUUUCAAAUGUCUUUAUCUUUCCUGAUUUGAGUGGUGCUGCGUUCAAUUGACCAUGAAUCUCAGUCAAAACUUGGUUUUGAAUUCCGAAUGCUUGGGUGAGUUUCUCUCAAAUCCUAAACAAGUCUGACAUUUCCAGGCAUAGCUGUGUAGGUUCUUAUGCAGCAGCAGAACAAAGGUACAUUGGCAUGUAGGAGAGCUGCACGCUAUACAAUACACGAGAGGUUUACGCCUACCCUCUGUGACGCACAUACACACGCAAACAUGCAUGUUCGAUAGAGCACGAGUCAAGGUUCUUCAUUCAUUUACAAGAUUUCAGAAUGAGGAGGCUGCUGCUUUGUCAACAAUGAAUUGAGCUUUACUCUAACAGUGCCACUGUUGUCCAACAUACAAGAUGUACAAUGUAUAUUUUUUCUAAUAAUGUUGUUUUUCCUGUCAUUGUUGCGUGUGUACCUUACUGUAGCAUUUACAGAACAUUGUGUUCCAGUUGAAACCAGCUGCCAACUUUGUUAUUUAGUUGUGAAUUUGCUUUCUGUGUGUCUGUUUAGUCAAAUUGCUGUCAGGACACCCUGUUACAUGAAUGAUUUUGUACAUCUUCGUUACCUCAUGGUUGAGUGCUAACUGUAGAUCACUUCAUCAGAGACAUUAGGAAAGCUGGUGAACUCAGCCUGCCUUCUACCGCAUCCGCGGCCUCAAGGAAGACUUUCUCUGUACACAAACAUCACACCCAUUAGGGAAACCCGGUGACUUGUCCUUUUUUUUUUUAUAUAAUUAUAUUACUCAGAAUAUACAUAAAAACGCACA